GGUUAGCCUGCCGACUAAAUCCAAUGGGGCGAAAAAAUAGCGCGAGCGGGAAAAUUUCGGUACUUCGCCAACUUCGCAAUAGUGCUCCCUGUAACCACUGUUCGUGUGUUUCUCGCUUUGUGUGCGCGUUUUCGACGUAUUUUCGUGCAUUCGCGAUGAAGAGGGCAAACCCUUUCGCGGACGACGUCCCCAUUCAGAGCAAAAUUUUCGCCUCCGAAAGAGAAGUGGAGAAGAAUUGUGAAAAGCGCAUGUCGGCCGUCUACUCUAGAACGUUGAGGAUGCUGUACUCUGCGUCCCAUCAGCGUCACGAAAAUGCAAAGCCUGAAAGGGGACAGGCCAAUGAAGCUGCCACAAUGGACACACAACCUCAGCAGUGCGGUGCAUGCCAUCGAAACUGUACAACCAAGACGAGCUGCACCUUCUGUGAUAGACCAUCUUGCGACUCUUGCACUCGAAUGUGUGCAUCCUGCGAGAAACCUUAUUGCACCCUAUGUUCUGUGCUAAGGUAUACUCAACAAGGUGAAUACGCAACAUGUCUAUCGUGUGGAAACUAGCCUUCCAAGAAAUUGUGGAGUCUGUAAAUAGUGUAAAUAUCCACUAUGUUUGGACUGCUACUUAUGAAAUUAGAUCGUGGUGCCAAGCUGUUCGAUAUGUCGCUGCAAAUCUCGGUGCCUCCGACCUUCUCUAGUGCUUCUGGCUUGUGGGCGUGUCACAUGUCGCACCAAACUCACUUGCUGGAAACACCACAGCUUUUAUUACGUUAAGCGUUUUACACUCGGUGGGCGACUGUUGUGCGUAAAUUGUUUGUGUUCUGACAUACUUGCUUGCUCUUGAAUUAAAUUAUUUUUGCUAUGUA
This is a messenger RNA of Rhipicephalus microplus (southern cattle tick), 856 nucleotides long. RefSeq lists its product as uncharacterized. Gene Ontology annotation, biological process: extrinsic apoptotic signaling pathway. NCBI's taxonomy places the organism in Eukaryota, Metazoa, Arthropoda, Arachnida, Ixodida, Ixodidae. Gene Ontology annotation, molecular function: CD27 receptor binding. The record is from RefSeq and is a predicted model, not a curated record.